Molecule: messenger RNA, 926 nt
Organism: Rhagoletis zephyria (snowberry fruit fly)
Lineage: Eukaryota; Metazoa; Arthropoda; Insecta; Diptera; Tephritidae
Source: RefSeq, a predicted model, not a curated record
GAUCAUACUCUGGUAACCUGGCCGCCUGGUUCCGCCUUAAGUAUCCCCGACUUGUGGUAGGCGCCAUUGCUUCCAGUGCGCCUGUUCAAGCUAAAUUGGACUUUGAUGCGUACCUCAAAGUAGUCGACAAUGACCUGGGCGAAAGGUGCCUGGAAGAGAUUCGUUCUGCCAUGACAGAGUUCACCAGUCUGCUGGGCAGUUCUUCAGGUCGACGGGAAAUCACUAGAAAACUGAAACUUAGGCCUUCCCUAGAAAGUGCCAGCAAGCUAGACAUUUCAUCUUUAGUGCAUAUUUUUUCAAGUCCUUUUGCGUAUGCAACACAGGGUAAUGAUAACCAUAAUAGAAGAGUAAUUGCACUGUGUCGUCGAAUGUUUGACAAUGGUAACAAUACUACAGCGCUUGAACGACUUGGUAAAAUUGUCGGAAACGGUCAAUAUCUUUCUUACCAGUACCACUUAUAUAUUGAUUCGAUUAAAUUCACUAAAUGGUCUUGGAUUCGUCUUUGGGCGUACCAAACGUGCACAGAAUUUGGUUAUUUCCAAACCAGUGACUAUCCAAAAGAAGCAUUUGCCGACUACCUUACACUCGAUUUUCAUGUUCAACAAUGCAUAGACAUUUUUGGACCUCAGUUUAAUAGGCGAAAAAUUGAAGAAGCAGUGAACAGAGUUAACAAAAAUAACGGUGGCGCCAAUGUCUCCUCUACCACUAUGAGCAAUGUUGUUUUUCCUAACGGACUGGUCGACCCUUGGCAUGAGCUGGGAGUGCUGAAACCGCAGUCUAAUAAGCCAACUAUUAUUCCGAUAGUUAUUCCUGGAACAUCACAUUGUGCUGACAUGAAGGCGAGUACAAGUGAUGAUCCACCGGCCCUUAAGAAAGCUCGCGUGCAAAUUACAAACGCAAUUGGGCAGUUUUUAAACAGUUAUUAA